CCGCCGGGGCUGGCGGAGGCGGCGGCGCGGCGCAGCGCAGGUGCGCUCCGUUUCCGCGUUGUCCCGGCGGCGGGGGGGGAGCGGCUCUGCGUCGCGUCCCAGCGUGGCCCGUGGUGGAGCCGGCCGCGAGUUUUGCCGGGGCAGCGAGGCCGGGUGAGCGAGUGGGGCGAGGCCGGAGGGCAGGUGUGAUCCUUGCCCCUCCUCCCCAGCCUGGUGCCAUGGCUGACAUGAUUUUUGGCAGUGGGACGGGCCAGUGGGUGUGCCCCAACGACCGGCAGCUGGCACUGCGUGCCAAGCUCCAGACGGGCUGGUCAGUGCACACGUUCCAGACUGAGAAGCAGAGGAAGAUGCAGGCUCUGAGCCCACAGGAACUUGAAGUCAUUCUAGAAGUCAUCCGCAAGGCGGAGAAAUUGGACAUAAUAGAGCAGCAGCGCAUCGGGUGCCUGGUGGAGCGGCUGGAGAACAUGAGAAAGAACGCGAUGGGGAAUGGCCUCUCCCAGUGUCUGCUCUGCGGUGAACUGCUCGGGCUACUGGGUAGCACAUCAGUAUUUUGUCAGGAUUGCAAAAAGAAAGUUUGCACCAAGUGUGGAAUAGAAACCUUUGGAGCCCAGAAACGUCCUCUUUGGCUGUGCAAGAUCUGCAGUGAACAGAGAGAGGUUUGGAAGAGGUCUGGUGCGUGGUUCUACAAAGGGCUGCCCAAGUACAUCACGCCUUUGAAGAGCAGCAGCAAAUCCAGUGAGCUGCACUCGCAGCCUUGGCAAAGUGAGCCAGCUGUGCCAGAGGCAGAGAGCGUUGGGACCAGCCGAUCCUUCACCUGGGCCAGGGGAAAAGUGGUUUCUAGUGACAGUGAGAGCGACUCGGAGUUCAGUUCCUCCAGCCUGGAUGACAAGCCCUUACCUGCAGGGUCAAAAGGCUCACAGGGCAGAAAGCGCGGAGCAGAACUGGCACCCAUCAGGGAACCCAGCCAGACCAUGGGCAGAGCUCUGGGGAGCACCCACUCCCCUACCCUCUCGGGGAGUCGCAGCAGCUUGGGCAGCGAGCAGGGCGCUGCCCUCAGUGCUACAGAGAGCUGCCAGAGCGACCAGCCAGCAGAUGGGCGCGACAGUGAUGUUGGUAGCAGAGUUCCUGGCAAAUGGCGCAUCCACACCAGAACACAGUGUUGACAGAGGUGAAGAUGGAGCUGCUUUGCCUGGAUCCAACGCUCGCCCCUUGCCCACUCCCACAGACCUCCCUCCAGACGAUGCUGCCGGUGGUGACUUCAUGAUGCUGGCUCUUGCACAGGCGUUGGCAACACAAUGGCACCUGGGAAAGUACCUGCCUGUCCUCUCUGCCUCACUGACCGGGGUUAUGGUCUGCUUUCCCUUUCUGCUGACUGACACACACUUUGGGGUGCUGCUCAGAGAGGGGUGCCAUGUUGUGCAGUGCUGCCAUGGGGUCCAGACCUGUGUUCGUUCGAAGGAGCACAUGAGGUGCUCACUGGAGCUGAAGAAAUGUGUGCCACAUCUGCUGUUCUUGGUUUGCCAAGCCCAGCCCUGGGUUCAGCUCCUGGCCUUGCAGUCCUGGCUUUGCAGCCUUCAGGAGAAAGGGAAAUUCACCCCUAUGUCCCCGAAACGGGUUGUGAAGAUACAGGAGCCUUUCUACUGCUUCUCAGCCCAGGGGUGAAUUUCCCUCUGUGAAUCCCAAGAGUGAGACUGGGGGUCUGGUUUGCACUUGACUCCUGUAGGCCCAGGUGUCACCCCUUGGGUUUCUUGUCAUUGUUGUUCUGGUUUGAAUUGGUAUUGGUUUGGUGGGGGCAUUGUGAAUCAGCUGAUGUUGUGCUCCUCUUCCACUGAGGUGUCUCUCUGUGAUAGGGCUGUCUGCUCAGGGAGACACUUCAGUUAGUAAAGAAACACUCAAAAGAAGUUCACUGUGAAUUUUUUUGGUCCUCCUGGCUGUGCACUGGCUUGUGUGUCCUGUGGUGAGAGUGAUGCUUUGGCGGUGGGAUCAUGGGCAGUGUGUGUGCUGCAGCUCCUGGUGGGAGAACUCCCACCACCCCACUGCCCAGCUGGCUGUGGUUGUAUACCCAAAUUGGAUAAAAGCUUUAAAAGUACUUUAUCUUGUAAAGCUCUGCAGAUUCUCCUCCCACAUGCACACCUUGUCAUCUCUUGCAUGAGCAGGGGCCUUUGUUUUACCUUUUUCCUGCAAGUCUUGAGCAUCUGGCAGACUGUGAUGGUAUCAUCCUGAGUCAGUCUGUAGAAAGUCUGUGUGCCCCAGUCCUGCUUAUUCUCCAGGAUGGACAAUUUCCCUCCAAGGCCUGACAGAUGAGAAAAAUCAAAUUACCUGACAUCUUUAGAGCAAUUAGAUCUUUGAAGACCUAAAAAAACCCCAACACUAAGCAAGUAGGAGUCUGUGGAUUUUAUUAAAUGCUUUGAAUCUGAUCUGUCUUUUUCUGAAGAAACGAAGGAUUCCCCAAAGUUCCCUCUGAAAUCAUGGAUUUAAAGGCAAUUUGUGUCGGUUAAUGUCAGCCUUUUCCCUUGGUUGUUACUCGUUUGUUCUAUUCUCCUUUGCUGCUGAGCGCUUUGUGCUCAUGUAGUAUAUGCUCUUACAAAUGGCUGCACUAUGAAGAUAAAUGAGAUUGGGUGCUGGAACACUGUAACAGGAGAUUGGAAAUCAAUCCUUGACUUUCUUUCUAAGUGAAUGUGGUCCAACAGAGGGCCGUUCCCUUACUGCUUUUCCAGCUAACGCGCUAUGGCAGGUUGCUGGGAAAAGCCUUCCAGCUCUUCCUCUGUGAUCUGUUUCUGCCCUUUCAAAAAUGAAAACAAAACCUUUGGAUGAUGUGGGCUGUUUGAGAUGGCAUAAAGAGAAACCACUGAACGUGGGCUUUGCAGCAUUGCUGUUGAAGAGAGCAAGGGAUGAGGUUGUUCUCCACCGAGGGAUACUUUAUGUUGUGGUUUAAACCUGGCCAUUGAGACUCAGCCAGCUGCGUCUCUGGAAGGCAUAAUGCCAGUAUUGUUAGCUGUUUCUGAAAAAGUAAAUCCAGCAGUCACCUUUUGCUGAAAUGCCAGUAUGAUUUCAAAGCUGAAGUCAUGCUGUUUCUUCUGAGAGCUGUAGUGUCUUCAAUUUCAGAAGUGUUUUGCUACCAAAAAAGUCUUGUCUUGCCUUGGAGCAUUUGACAGUCUUACUGAGACUGUCUUGCUUGCACUCUCAUUACUGCAGUGCCUCUGCCAGCCUGGCCUGCCAGCCUAAGUUAAUUCUAUAGAAGAAGGAAAAAGACACUUAAAAAUUGACUCCAUUUUCUUUAAACCUGUUACUUUCUCAUAAAAAACUUUACAUUGAGUUGGAAAGGGUUUUUAAAAUUGAGCAUGUCACUUCCAACUCUUCUUGUGUUUCUUGUGCUUUGUUCCUGGGUAGUGCAGGCAGGUCAGUCAUGUUUUCACUCUCACUCUUGCUUCUUGCAGCUGUUUACCACACUGUGGGUUGCCAGCUCUGCACAGGAACCUGGUAAUCCUUGCUGGCUUACUGUGCUAUUUGAGGCGUGAGUUUGAUUUUUAACUGAGACUAGGUUUUAUAAAACACCCUUAGACAUAUAUUUGGGACUGGUCUUGUACCAAUGAGACUGGAAACCUUUCUUUCUUACCUCUAUAUUUUACCUCCAUGAAGUAAUUCCACCUGAGUUCAAACCAGAACUGUUCAGUCAUCUAUGAAAGACUCCUCUUGGGUUGAGGGAAGGAUCUAGCCCAGAAGUAUGGGAUCUAGCCACGUUUGAAUGUGAUAAAGGAACAGCUCUGUGCAUGUAUUUUCUACUAAAGACACUUUUGGCUUUGUUGCAUCUCUCUUGGUUGUGUUUUGUAGCUUUCAUUGGAAUAUUAUCCUAAACCUGUACCAGUUGACUGCCUUUUGAGUUGGCUCAAGGUUGGCAAGAAUAGCUCUGUAAAUAGUGCUCAGUCUGCACUGGUCAUUUGUGUUUCCUUUAUUGUUUUGUUGUUUUUGUCUCCAUCCCUUACACUUUUAUGUAGUGUUUUACUACUGGUAACAAUAAAGCUUUGGCUCGGUAACAACUGCUUGCCUUUCUUGAAACAGUAAAAAGUUCUUUUCCAUUCCCAGGUUGCAGAUACUCUCCAAGUCCUUGGGCUGGCUCCAGCAAGGAAGGAAAAUAAUCCAGCCAGCGGAAUGGUGAUUCACACAGCUGGAGCGUAAUUGAAUUCUGCGCUUGAAAGUCAUCUUUUGUCUUGCCCCUCUUUGUGCUGGCAGUGGCAGGGGGCACAGGUCUGCUCCUUAGUCCCACCGUGGAAGGUUUUCCAUGUUGUAACCACUAAGUGUAAAGCAGCACAGGUUGUCAUUCUGUCAAGCGCUGUCCCCACAGCCUCCCAGGGCUCAUCACUCCCUCUGGUGUGACAGUGAGGUUCCAUUUAGCUUUGCCUACAGAGAAGCAUCUCCGCAUUGUUGCUAAGCAUGUGCAGCCCUGGCUGCUCUGUGUUCUCUUCCACUCGGCAUUCAGCUUCAAGGUUUCAAAUGGCUUUUAAAUCUGUUUUUCCUUUUCCCAUUUAAAAGCACCUUGGUAAUUACUGUUGGGAUUGUUUUGCUGGGGAGCUGCCGUUAGUCCAAGGAUGGAGCAUGUCAAGGACUAACCACCUCUUACAUUGUUCCUUCCCCAUUCUGCGUGCCAUGACAACAACCAGCAUAUUGGGAAAGUCAACUGCGUGAUCUCUGAGUCAACAGCACUGGCCAUGAAUUGCCAAGUUUCUGUGUUUGCUUUUUACAGCUGUAGUUUGAGGGGAAAGGGUAUGUUUUCUCUGUGGGAUCCAUGUGUAGUAGUUAGAUGUAGCUGAAGCAAAUGGGCUACCAGCUGGUGUUUAGACAGUGUGUUUCUGGCCAUUACUGAGUUGGGACAGCAAAGGCCCUGGACUGUCAGCUGGAGUACUUGGACAGUGACACUAAAUGGCAGAUAACCUCUGUGGAUGGUUGAAGUUCAUGUGUAAAAUAAAACUUAGCAACAGUUGCUCUUCUCUCCUUCCUACCCCUCCCAGAAGAUGUUUCCUUGCAGGAGAGAGGGUUGGUGGCAGCAAUGUCUCACCAGCCUACCUCUCCCAUUUCUUCCUUUUACCACUUGUGAGUUUUGUUUAUCUCCAUGGUGGAGACUGCUCUUCGAUCGUAAUUCCUUGUUUCUGCAGGUGGAUGUGAUCAUGAUGGAGAGUUCAGGGAACUUUUUUAGAAGGGCCAGAGCUGCAAUCAAAUAAUGAGACUUUCAGCAAGUACAAAAUGACGGGUGAUGGCUCACCAAGGCUGAUUUGAGCUUCAUGAUCCAGGGAUGGGCAGGACAAUUCCCAGCCAGGCAGGCAGCAGCCAGGAGGAGCAGCAGCC
Falco peregrinus (peregrine falcon) is the source of this 5340-nucleotide messenger RNA. RefSeq names its product rabphilin 3A like (without C2 domains) (gene RPH3AL). The record is from RefSeq and is a predicted model, not a curated record. Bases 219 to 1163 code for a protein of 314 amino acids. Gene Ontology annotation, molecular function: small GTPase binding. Lineage: Eukaryota; Metazoa; Chordata; Aves; Falconiformes; Falconidae. Gene Ontology annotation, biological process: intracellular protein transport. The transcript has 10 exons.